This is a messenger RNA of Callorhinus ursinus (northern fur seal), 2069 nucleotides long. The record is from RefSeq and is a predicted model, not a curated record. Lineage: Eukaryota; Metazoa; Chordata; Mammalia; Carnivora; Otariidae.
GAUCGAACUCAUGAUUCCGAGAUCAAGAGUCACACGCUCCUCCGACUGAGCCAGCCAGGCGCUCCCUAAGGUCAUUCUAAUGACCCAUGUCAUCCCCCUGCCAUGUCAAAUGCUCCCUCUGCAGGACAAUACUUCAGGCAUGGCCUGAGCUCCAAAGCCCACAGUUCCUACCAUUGCCUCCAAGGUCUGGGUGUUUUGUGAGGUGUGUUGAUGGCCCUUUAAGAGGCGGUAGCUGGCUUCCGGUUGUCAUGGAGACAGCUGGACACAGCCGGAGUAGCAGAAGGCCGGCAGCAUGUCCUCUAAACUUCAAUCCACAGGUGGGAACAGGGCUGCUGGGACUGGAAAUCGGAGCGGCAUCUUCCCCUCUUCUCCCUCACAAUCCUCCUUGGGAUGGCCUUGGGGGAUCCUGCUUUGGGCAACACCUGUCCCACCCCUGUCCCUCUCCCCAAGGUUGCCAUCUCAGCCUCUCCUCCCUCUCUAGGCCCCAAAGCCAAGGACCACCAGCCCUCAGCCCAAGAGAAUCUGCCAGCCCCAAAGGCCAAUGCUGAAGCCAUCCACUUCCUCAGCAACCUCAAGCAGGAGGAGCUGCAGAUGCUGCUAUUCUCCGAAACUCUGGCCAUGGUCUCAGACACGGGGGAGCCUCAGGGAGAGCUGAUCAUUGAGGUGCAGACAGGGAAUUACACAGACGAAUCUGGUGUGAUGUCGCACUGCCUCCUCGUGCACGCCUUUAGCCGCAGCUUCAUGGACAAAAUGCUCUGUGGAAACUCCCUCCUGGGCUACCUCUCAUGGAACCUGCAUAUCAUGGAGCAAUGUAGUCAGGAGUUCAUCAAGUUCCGCGUCCUCCCCAUGGAGCGGAAGAUGAGUUUGGUGAAGCAGGACGACCAGCUGGCCGUGACCAGAAGGGUCAAGGAGGGUGAGGAAGUCAAGACCGAAGUGACUUUUGUCCCGGAGAGCUCAACCGUGGGCUUCAUCUCCGAGGCUGCCAACCUGGUGUUGCUGAGGGUGAUGGCCUGGCGGCAGACCGUGCCCAGCAGCGCCCGUUUCCUGGCCUUGGACACGGAGGGCAAAUUCUGCUACUCCACUUACCAAGAUCUGGGCUUCCAGAAGAUCCAGGUGGGCCGCCAGCAGGUGGAAGUGUUCAUCGUGGAGCAGACUGUCCACUCAGUUAAAGGCAUCCCCAAUUCCUGCCAGUUCUACCUGCUCUCGGAUGGGCACCUGGCCAAGAGAAUCCAGAUGAGACUGAGCCUGGCCCCGCAUUUGAGAAGAGGCCCCUGGUGUGGGAGGAGGAUAUGGAACUCUACUCGAGGUUCGUGGACCGGAAGGAGGAGCUCCGUCUCAGCCACACCAGCUAUCUGCGGCAGCACCCCGAGGCCCAGGCGCUCAUCUCGGAUUUCCUGCUCUUCCUGUUGCUGCGCCAGCCGCCAGACGUGGUCACCUUCGCCGCCGAGUACUUCGGCCCCUUCGCGAAGCGCCAGCCCCCAAUCCCCGCCUUGCGCUCCUCCCACCGGCCCAGCCCCUUCCGCUCGCUGGACCCCAAGCGCCCGCCGCACUAGGGUCGGCCCCGCGCGGCGUGCGGGGACCGGCCAGGAAGCAGGGAACCAGAGGGACUCACCCCCGAGGCGCGCCUUCCGAGCUGCGGGUUCUUUGGGGAAUAAAUGGGCCCCACCCCCGCGGUUCUGCUGUGGGCGCGGGAACCUUCCCUGGCCAGAGUCUUGUGUCUUGGCUAAAAAGAGGAACUGUUAACAGAGUUUACCCAGCGUAUUUCACGCUUCUUCCAAGAUGCUGUAAUCAACAGUCCUAUUUUACGGAUAAGAAAAUAGAGGCGCGGAAAGGUUAAGUAACUCACAGAGUUAGUACGUAGCGAGCAGGAGUCAAACCUGGACGUUGAUGCCGAAACCCACACUCUCGGUCACUAGGUUAGUAGGGAUAGAGGGGCAGGGCUUCUGGGUGCCACUAAGCAUAAACCAAAUUACUUCGCUUCCACCCCACCCCUACCCCCCAACCAAGAAAAAGAGCAGGGGCUGGUGGGGGAUCUGGAUCCCCACUGGCCUCGCUCAUCACUUCUGAUG